Molecule: messenger RNA, 2991 nt
Organism: Caenorhabditis remanei
Lineage: Eukaryota; Metazoa; Nematoda; Chromadorea; Rhabditida; Rhabditidae
Exons: 11
Coding region: 1-2991 (996 amino acids)
Molecular function (GO): nucleic acid binding; protein binding
Source: RefSeq, a predicted model, not a curated record
AUGACGAAUUCGGAGCUGAAAUUUUACACUCAUCACCUUGAUCCGAACAUGAAAUGGUUCCCGCGGCCCGGUGAAAAGUGCAGUGGAGAUUAUUACGUGGAUAAAGUGAUGUUGCUAGUGAAUUGGUUCAAAUUCACCAAAAAAAUCUACGACAGGGAGUAUUAUGAGUAUAUUGUGGAGAUGAAGAAGGAGAAAAGAGUGAAAAAUAAAAAAACUGGCCAGACAACAAUAAAAACAACAGAGAUUCCAAUUCUGGACCGCCCGAAACUAUUCUGGCAGCAUUUACGAUACGAGCAGUCUAAGAAUCCGUUCGAUAUCGAGGAUUAUGUAUUCGACGACAAGGAUAUCGUCUAUAGUAUUCAUAGAAAUGAAACUGGAAUGAAUUCCGUCAUGCCAGACCCAGAAAACCCGAAUAUCACCUAUAUUCUACGGAUUCAAUACAUGGGACCAUUCCGGUUACAUUUUAGUAGAGAAGACCCGGCGAAAGACGAUUUGGCGAAUAGAAGUUACAAGUUUUUGAAGGCGGUGAUGACGCAGAAAGUGAGAUGUGCACCGUAUAUGGGAAAUGAGGUUGCCAUCGAAUUCGCGAAAAACUUUGUCUACGAAGGCAAUUCGAUCCUCCGAAUCCCGGAAUCCUUCCAUGACCCGUCGAAAUUCGACUAUUCGCUGGAAAUCGCGCCGAGAAUCGAGGCAUGGUUCGGGAUUUAUAUCGCAGUAAAGGAGCUUUUCGAUGGAGAGCCCGUUCUCAAUUUUGCCAUCAUCGACAAACUAUUCUACAACGCUCCGAAAAUGUCACUUCUCGACUAUAUUCUACUAAUCGUCGACCCAGAAACACAGAAUGAUGAGCGAAGAAACCGCCGGAAACAACAAUUACGCAACGAGAAUCUGAGAGUUUCUCCGUUUCAAGCGAGACAAAUCGAGAAAUGGGUGGAGAAUCUGAAAUUGAAGUGUUGUGAAGUGUGGGAUGAGAGAUUAAAUCGAAUGACCGAAAGACAUCUGACAUUCCUCCGAUUAAGUGAAUACAACGCCAAAGAACAGACCAUUCCGAUUCCAAGAGGACGAGCAAAAAAUGCUCCGAUCGACAACGUUCCCCUCUCCAGAAUCUACAAGAAUAAUCGAAAAGAGAUUCAUUUUCCACUUUUGCCACUGGCCAUUGUCAAAAGUGGAAAUCGAGAGUACUCAGUCCCUCUGGAACAUCUGGAAAUCCACGAGAAGCCGAGUCGAUACAAGAAUAUGAUCGAUCACGCUAUGAAAUACAAAUUUCUGAAACAGACGACACGAAAACCUCAUAUUUAUAAGGAGGAGACCAUAAAAAUGCUCGAAGAUCUCGGAUUCUCGGACGGAGAGCUCAAUUUUGUGGAGAGAUUCGAGUUGUGCUCCGAGCUGAAAAUGAUCUCAUUAAUGGGAAAAGUGCUCAAAGAGCCGAAUCUUGUUAACAAAGAGAAUAAGAAGAUCUCGAUGACCCCAGUGAUUCGAGGAUUCCAAGAGAAACAGUUGAAUGUGGUGCCUGAGAAAGAGCUGUGUUGUGCUCUUUUUGUGCUCCGAGCGGAGGACGAAAAGGAGCCGUGUGUCAGCGAAGAGGAUGCCUCACUAUUCUACAAGACGCUUAUCGAUGGAUGCGAGUUCCGAUCGAUUCGAAUCGGAACGCACGAUAAUUCUGACGCACGUUCGUUACUCUACGAUCCGGAAGCGAAGCGAUACGGAUUCUACAAAGAGGUUCCCCUCCAGUACGGUGCCGCGAACUUCCACGCGGCGGCCAACGACGCGAAGUCGAUGUUCGAUCGUCUCCUCGACAAGGAUCAGAAGAUCCUUCUGUUCAUUGUAAUCUCAGAAAGAAGUCUAAACGCCUACGGAUACAUCAAAGAGUUCUGUGACGUCACUCUAGGUGUCGCCAGUCAACAUAUCACCGCGGAAACUGUACUCAAAGCGUUACAUCAAAUGAGACCGGAAAGUGGUGUCAAAUCGAAGCGAAUCUUCUAUCAGAUCGCACUGAAAAUUAAUGGGAAAUUGGGCGGUGUGAAUCAGGAAUUGGACUGGUCGGAGAAUGGAGAAAUGACGGUGGAGGAGAAGGAGGAGCGUCGGAAAGCGCCACUUCGAAUGUAUGUGGGAAUCGAUGUGACUCAUCCGACGGCUGGAAGUGGUAUUGAUUUCUCGAUUGCUGGAAUUGUGGCGAGUAUUAAUCCGGGCGGUACCGUAUACCGGAAUAUGAUUGUGACUCAAGAGGAGUGUCGGCCUGGCGAACGACCGAUGGCUCAUGGAAGAGAGAGAACUGAUAUUUUGGAGGGGAAAUUUGUACAGUUGUUGAGGAUUUUUGCGGAGAACAACAACAAUCGAAUACCCGCGCACAUCGUCGUCUACCGUGACGGUGUCAGCGACUCGGAAAUGCUACGUGUCAGUCACGACGAAUUGAAAUCUCUGAAAUCAGAAGUGAACGUCUUCCUCAGUGAACGUCAUCUGAAUGAACCGGAGCCCAAAUAUACGUUUAUAGUGAUUCAGAAGAGACAUAAGACACGAAUUCAUCGAAAAAUAGAAGAGAAACGGCCGGAGACAGAGGAAGAGGCGAAACGAUGGGAUGAUGAUAUGAAGGAGAGUGAGAAUACGGGAUACGUGAAUCCGUCGUCGGGGACUACGGUAGAUAAGACGAUCGUUUCCAAGUAUAAAUUCGAUUUCUUCCUGGCGUCACAUCAUGGAGAUCUUGGAACGUCGAGACCCGGUCAUUAUACUGUAAUGCAUGACAGUAUGGGAAUGACUAAGGAUAAUAUUUAUAAAAUGACAUACGAAUUGGCGUUCCUGUCCGCUCGUUGCCGUAAGCCCAUCUCCCUACCAGCGCCCGUUCACUACGCUCAUCUCUCCUGUGAGAAAGCGAAAGAACUCUAUCGCAGUUUCAAGGAACACAUCAUACCGGGACUUCAAAAUAAAACACCGAGUCGUCAGGUCAUCGAGAGAUAUUUGCAAACUAAUGGAGAUUACCCUGGAAUGUCAUUUACUUGA